Messenger RNA from Diuraphis noxia (Russian wheat aphid), 702 nucleotides. RefSeq names its product sodium channel protein Nach-like. Gene Ontology annotation, biological process: sodium ion transmembrane transport. Gene Ontology annotation, molecular function: ligand-gated sodium channel activity. Gene Ontology annotation, cellular component: plasma membrane. NCBI's taxonomy places the organism in Eukaryota, Metazoa, Arthropoda, Insecta, Hemiptera, Aphididae. The record is from RefSeq and is a predicted model, not a curated record.
AUGAAUCCCAAACCGGGACCAACAUUCUGGAAAAAAGAAUUCGCUUGGUCUUAUUCGACCGUUGAAAGACUAGCAAUAGCCAAGAGCAAACGGCUGGGCAAUAUUUUCAGAGAAUACGCUCGUUACUGUACCGUACAUGGCGUCCAAUACAUAUUUAAAGAUAAUUCCAGUUUGAUUGAACGGUGCGCUUGGUUAGUCAUCGUGUUGACUAGUUUCGUUUGCGCUAGUAUUCUGGUACAUACCAUGUGGCUAAAGUUCAACUCCUCGCCGACGGUUACCGCGGUCAAGGACACACACUUGGCGCUAUACUCGCUGCCGUUUCCGGCCGUCAACGUCUGUCCCAUGGACAAGAUAAAACGUCUGGUGGCCCAUAAGUACAUGGCUGACAGAAUAAACGUKUCGUAUCAAGAGUCCGAAUUGGAUAACUUCCUUAACGCGUUGACCUUAUUUCAGCACCCGCUCUACAAUAGAAUGUUACAUUACAUAAAUAAUGGAAUAGACGGUUUCUUGACUAAAUUAACCACCAUAAAUAUCACAGAUUUUAUGUUAAACGUAAUGCCGACAUGCAACGAAGUGUUCAACGCUUGUUUUUGGAUAGGACACUCUUAUAAUUGUUGCGACUUGUUCAGCUUACAGAGAUCUGAGGAGGGUUUUUGCUAUUCAUUCAACUCACUGACUUCUGUUAAAAAAUCGGAUUGGUAA